Molecule: messenger RNA, 5155 nt
Organism: Rhincodon typus (whale shark)
Lineage: Eukaryota; Metazoa; Chordata; Chondrichthyes; Orectolobiformes; Rhincodontidae
Gene: amdhd2
Product: amidohydrolase domain containing 2
Biological process (GO): N-acetylglucosamine catabolic process
Molecular function (GO): N-acetylglucosamine-6-phosphate deacetylase activity
Source: RefSeq, a predicted model, not a curated record
AUGUCCCUCCAACGCGCCUUUCCCAACACCGGAAGCACCGGCUUGUUACCACCUCGCGCUCCGUCAAUAAUGGCAGAGCACAUGACCUGCCGGUCACCUGACCGAAAGUCAUGUGAUGGGAGUGGCGCGGCCGGAAAUUUUCUUCUUCCUUUAAAAAUGCCAUCCAAUAAAUCAGUGUCCGAUGCCCCAAUCACACAGUUCCUGAACUGUCAUAUUCUAAAGGAUCACAAGUUACAGAGGGAGGACCUAUGGGUCCGUGAGGGGAAGAUCCUCAACCCGGAGAAGCUGUUCUUUGAUGAGAAAGGUUAUGCGGAUAUUCAGAUUGAUUGUAAGGGCAGCAUCAUCGCCCCGGGCUUUAUCGACACGCAGAUCAACGGAGGAUAUGGAAUUGACUUCUCAACAGCCACAGAUGACAUUAAAUGUGGGGUAUCCAUGGUUGCUCGGAGGCUGCUUUCCACCGGAGUGACCUCCUUCUGUCCAACACUUGUGACCUCCCCAGUCUCCAUCUACCACCGGGUUAUUCCUCAAAUUGAGGUAAAGGAUGGUAGUCCCAGGGGAGCAGGGAUUUUGGGUCUACACUUGGAGGGUCCGUUCAUUAGCAAAGAGAAGAGGGGUGCACAUCCUGAGGAAUAUCUGCAGAUAUUUGAAAAGCACGGGUUCCAGGAUUUGUUGGAUACGUAUGGCUCCCUGGACAAUGUCCGAAUUGUCACAUUGGCUCCUGAACUCGACAGGAGUGAAGAGGUUAUCAGGGAACUGGUCAGACGUGGGAUCUGUGUCUCACUGGGACAUUCUGUCGCCAACCUGUUACAAGCUGAAGCCGCAGUGAAACAAGGGGCCACCUUUAUCACCCACCUCUUCAACGCCAUGCUGCCCUUUCACCACCGUGAUCCAGGAAUUGUGGGCCUUCUGACUAGCAAUGAGAUUCCUGUCGGACAAUCCAUAUUCUAUGGAAUGAUUGCUGAUGGGAUCCAUACGAAUCCUGCAGCUCUGAGGAUCGCAUAUCGAGCGCACCCCACAGGGUUGGUCCUAGUGACCGAUGCGAUCAUGGCAAUGGGACUUCCCUCAGGACGACGCACAUUGGGGCAGCAGGUAAUCGAGAUUGAUGGGCUACAUGCCUAUGUUGCAGGGACCAAGACGCUGAGUGGGAGCAUCGCUACGAUGGAUAUGUGUGUCCGACACCUCUGGCAAGUUGCGGGCUGCUCAAUGGAGCAUGCGCUGGAAGCUGCUUCACUUCGUCCUGCUGAGCUACUGGGGAUUUCACAGACAAAGGGAACCCUGGACUAUGGCACUGAUGCAGACCUGGUGCUGAUGGAUAAGGAGCUAAAUGUCAAAGCAACGUACAUCGCAGGGGAAUGGGUGUGGAAACACCGUGAGUUUGCAAAGGAGUUGGAAAUGGGUACUGAAUAACAAGUAGGUCCAAUAUGAGCCAGUGAGAUCUGAGACUGAGUGAUUCCUGGUUGGCUGGAUGAUUACAACAUUAAACUCGGAUACACUGGACACGAGGUUCUCACUGUGCACAGGCAUGUUCUCCGUUCUCAACUUCUGAGGUUUUCACCUGUCUGUGCAUUUAUCUCGGAAGUGCUAAAUUUUCAGCAUAAAGUACCUGCCUCUGUUGACUCUCUGACAUCGCACUUGUAUCCCUCAAGAGGAUAUGGGUAAAGUUCGUCUGUCUUUAUACUGGAAGCAGCUACUGCCUUGAAUUAUGUCUAAGCGAAGUCUAGAUUUUAACUUGAGCAUUUUCUGCAGGGAUGGGAGGCAAAGAUACUGAGUGAUGCUUAUGUACUAACUCAACACUUGACCAUAUGCAACUGCUUGCUUUCCAAUUCUGGUAAGGGGUUUAGUUCUACUCAAGGUGGUGUCCCUGAACGAAGACAAAAAGUGGCUGAGAUCAGAAUAUUUUCAGUAUCAAGUAUUCUGUUAAUUCUAUCAUGCACCCAUCUACGUAAAAUGGUGCAUGUGCAGCAAAUCAAAUGUGUUGUGGAUAGGGGUAGCAGCUUAUGGUGCACUUUUGCUGGUGGCUGAAGAGGCCAUCUGAAGGGAAGGGGGAGGAGGGGUGUGGUUCUUCUACAAGGGCUCAAUCUGAAGCAGCUGUUCAGUGUCAUUGUGGAUUGUUGAUUUUAGUGCUGGCAAUUAUUGCUUUGUUGCUGUGAUCAUUGAUCUCUAUGGUAGCACAAGUGAUUUCGCUAUAUCUCUCUCAGCUGGUGUCUUGCAGCUUCAGAAAUUGAUGUUUCAAGCCUUUGUAACAUGCUUGCAAGCAUCUUUGAGUUGGAAUAUUGUGGGUGUCUAACUGAUUAUCUGCCUACAGCUACCUUAGCAAACAAAAUAUCCUUGAGUAUCCAUCUGUCUUCCAUCUUCUAAGCCUGCCUGAACAUGGGAAGUUGCCCCUGCUCAACGAGUGCCAAUACACCAGGAAGAGUUGCCUUUGAGAAUACAGUCACAUCUGUGUUUUGUCCUUUGGAUGCCAAGAUGCAUUGGCAACAGUGAAGAUGAAAGUUGUUGGGCCUCCCCCCUCAAUAGCUGGAAGUCGUUCAUAGUUCACAGUUGUACAAGACACUGAGAACACAGGCCUUAUUAACCAGCUCCUGAUGGUAAUUCAUAUAACAAGUUCAGCAUCAAGACACAGAUUAUUUGCUUCUGUGGAUCCAAUGUGACAGAAUUUGCUAACCACUUUCAGUAAGAUGUUGUAACACCCUGUCCCAUAAACAUGAUUUUCUUGAUGCUUACUAUAGGGAGACCAAGUUUCAGGCAUGGAAGAAAUUCAUAACUCACUCGGGCUGUUUCCAAUGUAGUACCUAGUGCAGUGUCAUCAGUGUAGAGGACUAUUUUGGACAGCUUCAGCAUGAAGAAUGAAGUGAAACCAGGCUCUGGCCCAGGUCCUGCUUUGAUUGGUAUUUUCAUGCCCUUGCUCCUGACCUUUGCCCUCUCUGCAGAUGUGGAAGGAGUUUACCGGCAAACUUUACAAUCCACCCAGAAACACAGCACAUCUUGGUCAAGGAACUCCUCUGCAUUGAUGUUAAUAAUCAACCCGUCACAGCUCAGCAGUGUGUUUAGCUGAAGGAUCAGGGCUUGGAUCUAAACCUACAGAUACUCAGUUCAGAUGAGGACCUUAAUCCUCAAGUUCAUCAUGGUUAACCAGCUGCCUGAGCUCCGAUUUGAGGGCUUGGAUUUUCUCACAAUGGCAAAAAAAAUAAUAAGCUUAUCUGCUAAGACCUUCAUCACAUCUUCGAUACCUCUAUACUUAACUAUUGCAGUUCUCUCGUGGUUAACCCCUCAUUUUCCACCUUCCAGAUUUAAGAUCAUCCAGAAUUUACUGUGUGUCCCCUUCAUCACACUAAGACUAUUUGACUCAUCAGCUCUGUACAAGCCUAUCCACAUCAGUUCCUGGUCCAGCAACAUCUCAAUUUUACAAGUCUCACCCUCAUUUGAAACUUCGAGGACUAGACUCUACCUUCCUUCAGCCUCACAAAUCAAGUGCAUCUGAUUCUCAGUUGAACAGAAUCAAGUAUCAAAACCAGUUAAAAUAAACCAGAGCUGCCAUCAGUCAAGCUGAAGAAAUUUAUCAGCUGGGUUGAGAAGUGGCAAGGCAUUUGGUAUUAUUAAGCAGAUGAUGAUUUGUGUCUGGUUGGAGAUUAGCCAUGAGUGCUGUGUGGUAGGGGUCAGUCAGUCAUUGAACCCCUGCAGUGUGGAAACAGGCCAUUUGGCCCAACAAGCCCAUGCUGGCCACGCCUCCGAAAAGCAUCCCACCCAGACUCGUACCUCUAUCCUAUCCCUGUAACCCUGCAUUUCCCAUGGCUAAUACACCUGCACAUCCCUGAACACUAUGGGCAAUUUAACAUGGCCAAUCCACCUAACCUGUACAUCUUUGGCCUGUGGGAGGAAACCAGAGCACCCAGUGGAAACCCAUGCAGACAUGGAGAACAUGCGAACUCCACACAGACAGUUGCCCGAGGGAGGAAUCGAACCCAGGUCCCUGGUGCUGUGAGAUAGCAGUGCUAACCGUUGAGCCACCAUGCUGCCCUCAAUCGGGGUCUUGAGGAGGUCCAGAUGAUUGGGGUACCACAGGGUUUACUUAGUGUUGGGACAGUUUCUGUUUCCUCAACUCUUGGCCACUGUCAACCUUCAGAAUUCCAACAACUUGUCAGCCUCUCAAAUCCCACUGUCCUGUCUGACAUCCAGCAGGUGUCAGUGUCUACUUGUGGUGUUUCUCUGAAAUAAUGUACUGGAAAAGAAUCACAAAAGGCAACCAUAUUUCCAGAAAACCUAUCAACAAUCAUAGUGAUUAGUGACAAUCAGAAUUCCUUUUUUUAUUAAAGAAGAUUUCAAUUGGUGGUUUGCAGCUUGUAAUGUUAUUUCAAAAAUAUUGCCCUUGCCAGCUCUAGCGCAUUUAAUUUUUCUUUGCAAAUUUUUUUUUUUCCCCUGUGCUUUCACUAUACUGGUUUUCAGGUGAUAUCAUACAGACUAGGAUGAGAAGGAUCAGUCCUACAGAAUAAAUGUUCUGCUGUUGACUGCCAGAACUAAGCUUACCUAUUCCAGGUUCAGCACCAACUACAUACAGAGCAAGAUCCUGUUUCACUGUACAAUUAAACAUUGCCAGGGUAUUUUCCCUAGUAAGUGGAAGCAGUUCUGUCUUUAGGGACUGAGCUCUAAGCUCAGCCUUUGUCUCCUUUUAAGAUACUCCUUUUAAUUAAAAAAAAAAAACUACCUCCUUGACCAAACUUUUGGUCAUUUGUAUUAAUAUUGCCUCCUUUGCCCUUCUGUUAGUUUUUAUCUGAUUACCCUGUUUGGACAUCUUACUACAUUAAAGGUGCUAUACAAACACAAGUUGUUAUUGCUGGUGUCAGUGAUAUCGUUUCCAUUGCAAAAUUGUGGCAAGAGUAUGACAAAGAGGAAGGCUAUGUUAUACACCAGUGUUAAUAAAUUAUAAAUAUAGGUUUAUGCAUGUACACUACUGUAAAAAUGCCUUGCACCCAAGUGUUUUUUAAGGCAAGUCAGUUGAUUCUUGUUUUAAUCCACAUUUUGAUGAUUGCUUUUUACCAAAGAUCAGCUGCAAGGUAUUACAAGCAGCUGCCAAUGUACAUAAACAUCAUUUGAUUGUGACUAUAACACUUCUGCAUGUAAUAAAAAUAAUUACAUAAACUUCAGGCAAUGAUUAGCU